GUAAUACAGAAGUCAUAGCAGAGAUGGUGCAGAUACAGUGCAGAUUGGGACUCGUUAUCUGGUUGGAUCGGGUACCCAAAGUCGACUUCCCCAACCGCAGCACUCUCGUCACUCGUGGCGCAGUUCCGGCCCGGAUCUCACGACAUUGAGGGGUCUUCCCCAUGGCACACUUGCCAACCUCGGCAGCGACCGCCGAUGGCCAAGACAAACGGAGGCGGAGGGAUGGAUAUUCCUGUCCCUCUCCUUUUUUACAAACCGCUUUCCCUGUAUCCUUACUCCUUAUCUCUCUCUCCCUCUCUUCACUCCUCGCCCGUAACAAACACAAAUGUCUGCUCCGUUAGGAAACCAGUUCUACCUGUGCGGGUUCCCCAUCGCCCAUUCGCAUGCGCCCAACCUCCACAACCACGUCUUCAAGGCGUUGGGGACGGACAAGCAGUUCGGGCUGUGGUCGACGAGCAAGGUCACGGAGGAGAUGCUGCAGCUCGUGCGGAGCGGUGAGCUCGGCGGUGCCGCGUGAGUCGUCCGUCUGCCAGCAACCCCUCCCCGGGAUAGACGCGGACGCCGCCACUGACGCCUGCUAUCCAUCGCACAGGGUGACGAUGCCGAUCAAGACCGCGAUCAUCCCCUUCCUCGACGAGCUGUCGCCGGAGAGCCAGGUGACGAACGCGUGCAACACGAUCGUGAAGGUGAAGACCGCGGACGGCGGCGUCAAGCUUGUUGGCCAGAACACCGACAUCCUAGGCGUGCGCAAUGCGCUCCUGACCGCCCUGCGGGAGCAGUUCCCCGCCAAGCCGAUCCCCUCCGAUGCAUCGGCCGCGUACCAGAAAUCGCAGGGCGCGUUCGCCGGCCUGGUGAUCGGGGGCGGUGCGACGACGCGCUCAGCGGCGCACGCGCUGACGCUGCUGGGUCUGUCGCCGAUCUACCUCAUCAACCGGGACGUCGAGGAAGUCAAGGCGGUCGUGGACGCGAUGCCGCACCUGACUUUCGUCCACCUGCAGACACCGGACCACGUCGAGGAGCAUCUUGUCGGGGAGGGGAAGCCCAAGAUCCUCAUGAUCGUGGGGUGUAUCCCGAGCUUCGCGCCACAGACGUAUGCCGAGCGCAUGGUCUAUACGACUGCAUCGGCGGUGCUGACUGUUCCGUAUGUGGUGCCGACGGCCGAGUCGCCUGUGCUGCCGUACCCGACGCAGCGAUUGUUCCUGGAGAUGCCGUACAAGCCGCUGCACACGACGAUGUUUAAAGUUGCCGAGGCGCAUGGGUGGUGCGUUAUCGACGGCAUCCAGGCGAUGAUCGAGCAGGGCCUCGCACAACAGCGGAUGUGGUUCCGCGGUGUUGCCACGGUCGAGGUCGGGUCAGAUUCGAAUGUUCUUGGGGCUGAACUAGAGGGGCUGGCACGAGCCGCUGUGCGAGAGAAGAUCUUGGCCCCGAUGAACAUGACUGCGAUCCACGCUGAGGUCGAUCAUGCACAGGGCAAGGAGAGCGCUGUCCCGCCGAAGAAAGCAUAGAGAACGAAAUGUAUACAUACAAUUGUAACUAGACACAUAGAACCGCGAGCAGCUUGUGCAUCCUCACACAUUCCCAUUGAGCUCCUGGACCCACACAUCCCAGGCCCUCGUAAUCUGACCCUCAUUGCUCCUCGUCGCAGCACGGCAUUCCUCAGCGUUCAGAAACCGCGCGCCGUCGGCCACCCGAUCGACGCCGCCGGCGAGUGCGCUCAGACUCGUCAAGAUGCGCGCGUUGUGCUGCGUAUAGACGGCACGGUAGACGACAAGCUUCAGCGAGCUGGCGACGAGCGUCGCCCCAUGCCCGCGCAUCAGCACCAGCGGACGCGGCUCCGCAUCCGCAUCCGCAUCCGCCGCCUCGGAGGCGCGGAAGUGCCCCGCCAGCGCGGCGCCCAUCGCGGUGUCCCGGAUGAGCAUGUCCGUCGCGGGCCCGAAGGCGUCGCGGAUCUCGAACACGGGCGGGGACGCGGGGCCGAGGAACGACGCCAUGUGGUACACGGGCUUGAAGGGGAUCGGGAGGAGGCCGAAGGGGAGGAUGUCGGGCGAGUGGAAGUGCACGACGGC
Messenger RNA from Mycena citricolor, 2066 nucleotides. The record is from the annotation of a GenBank genome assembly. Lineage: Eukaryota; Fungi; Basidiomycota; Agaricomycetes; Agaricales; Mycenaceae.